AUCUUCCCAAUCGGAAACGUUAUCAUCUUUCAACCCCAAAGACAUCUCUCUCUCUUCUAUCUAGUGUCUCUUACCCAUCACCUCCCUCUCUUCUCUGUAGAAACUCAGAAGGACUAUAAGGAAGGGAGCAUUAGUAUACGAAUAAACGAUGGCCCCUGACUCUCCUUCCGACGAAUUGGCCACUCCGAGACCCAUUCGUUCGGUUAAGUUCGUCUCCAACUGUUUUCUCUUUCCGGCAUUUCUUCAAACGCCUUUUUCUCCUCCUCCAUUAUCUCCUUCCCGACCUUUGAUUUCGAAGCCAAACCACUUCUCAGCAAUUCCUGAUUUUAUUCGGGUCCUACGAACCUCCAUCUUCUUGACAGCUGAUCGAUUUUACAGAACAUUAUCUUCUGCUGCUGCUGGUAAUCCCAUCUUUCAGAAACUCCUCUCUUUGUCUGCCGAUUUCCGCCACUUCUCUCAGGUUAAUUGCAGAAAUUAUAGGAAUUCGGACUCCCUGUCCAUGCACAAGUUUGCAGCCAUUUUACCUGGUGAUUCAAUUGCAGAGAUUGUAGCGACUAAUGGUAUCCUGAACUUCUUGAACAUCUAUAACACACUGCUAAUUGUCAGGCUUGUUUUGACCUGGUUUCCUAACUCUCCUCCGGCCAUUGUUAGCCCACUCAGCACUUUGUGUGAUCCUUACUUGAACAUCUUCCGUGGGAUUAUCCCACCUCUUGGAGGGACGUUAGAUCUGUCUCCAAUACUAGCAUUUCUGGUCCUGAAUGCCUUUACCAGUGCUGCGGCUGCUCUUCCUGCUGAAUUACCCAUUAAACAAGAAUCUCAUGAAGGUGUUUCUUCAUCAAAUCCAAGGUUUUCCAAUUUUACUACAACACAGAAGAAGUGGAUGAAAAGGUGCUUGGCAAAACCACGAUGAGCUCUGUGGACCUCAACUUGGCUAUUUACCUGUCUAAGUUGGAGAUUUCCUUAUUAAUCAUCUUUCUUAUGAAUCCCACAUCUUCUGGAGAUAAAGAAGGUACAUAUUCCUUGUGUAUUCUUUUAAAUCUUUAAAUUAAAGGCCAGUAUCUCCCAGGUGCUAAAUUGUUUUCAAUGGGGUGCCAUAUAAAUGUUUACCUUCGCCUUUAUUGUCCUGUUACAUGAUGGUGGUGACUAUGUAGUAACCCAAACUCUCAAGUUGUGCCACAUUUCGUUGUGUUAAAUUUGUUAAAUUGAUUGACGCACAA
This is a messenger RNA of Macadamia integrifolia, 1217 nucleotides long. Its product is annotated as ylmG homolog protein 2, chloroplastic-like. The transcript is spliced from 3 exons. Gene Ontology annotation, biological process: chloroplast fission. NCBI's taxonomy places the organism in Eukaryota, Viridiplantae, Streptophyta, Magnoliopsida, Proteales, Proteaceae. The coding region runs from base 149 to 910 and encodes 253 amino acids. Gene Ontology annotation, cellular component: membrane. The record is from RefSeq and is a predicted model, not a curated record.